This is a messenger RNA of Penicillium macrosclerotiorum, 213 nucleotides long. RefSeq lists its product as uncharacterized. The transcript has 2 exons. NCBI's taxonomy places the organism in Eukaryota, Fungi, Ascomycota, Eurotiomycetes, Eurotiales, Aspergillaceae. Bases 1 to 213 code for a protein of 70 amino acids. The record is from RefSeq and is a predicted model, not a curated record.
AUGGGUUCUCUCGCUGCAGUAGAAUCAGCCAGGCUCGGUGCCUCUUACCCGUCUCUGGCCAACCAGGACAAGGAACCGCCACGGAGAAGCCCGGAGAAAACGAGCGGGUUCGGCGCUCGUUCAUGUAUCUGUGAUCUCAUUGCCCAGAGGCACGUCCCAAGCGCUGGCCAGGUCGGUGCCGGUCUGCGAGCUGUGGUGCUGAUCGAGGGUUAG